Messenger RNA from Bombus huntii, 5432 nucleotides. RefSeq names its product nischarin. The transcript has 3 exons. Gene Ontology annotation, cellular component: cytoplasm. Gene Ontology annotation, molecular function: protein kinase binding; phosphatidylinositol binding; integrin binding. Lineage: Eukaryota; Metazoa; Arthropoda; Insecta; Hymenoptera; Apidae. The record is from RefSeq and is a predicted model, not a curated record. The coding region runs from base 1158 to 2585 and encodes 475 amino acids.
UACCCGUUUCUUUAUUAUGCUUUUAAUUUAUUUUAUUAAUUUAAUUAUAACCUAAGCAUUCGAGGCAAACAAAGAUAAUUGAAAAUAAAAAGAAUAUAUUGCUUCGGUAGCGAUAAUCAAAGUGAAUAUUUAAUUCGCUCCUCUUUUUAUCACCACAUGAUUACACAGUUACCAAUACUACUGUAAAUAAUCAAACACGCUACACAUAGCGAUUAAUUUAGCGAUGUACAAAGAGAAACAGAAUCGAUUUCAGUAUUACUUGGAACUUAUUUUACAUGUAAAUUGUGCAGAUACAUUUUUUCCCCAUUAGUAUAAAUAGUAACUUAUUGAUAACUCGAUACUUAUAAUAUAUAGUAAAAUAUCAUUUAUAUGAAUCUAUCAGGGGACAAACAGUUUCCAUAAUAAAUUCUCUGAUAUCACUGACUUCUCACUGAAUUCACCGAUUUUAAUUACUACUUACAAUUUUUUAUAUUUCAUAUAAUUAGAGUUCACGUUCAAAUAAAUGAACACUAUCCAAUAUUUCGUUUCGGUAAAGUGUUCGACAAAGUUCUACUAUAUUCCAUGUUAUUUGGUACAUAAUGACAGACCAAUGACAAACGACCAUUGAGUAUGUAAAAAUUGUAAAAAAAGAUCAUCGAUAUAAUCAAUAAGAUGAAAAUUAGGGAAAACUACACUUGAUGUUAUAUGAACGAAAAUUCUGGCCGAUACUCUUAUAUCAGGGAGGAAAUUGCUGACUGCUUAUAUUAUCGAGAAAAAUUCUCAAGAAGUAAAAAAUCUGAGAACCCCUGUCGGAAAGAAUAGCGGGGCGUAUGAGCGUACAGUCUGUCUCGGGUCAGUGCUUAACUUGAUCGCAAGGUGGUAGCACCGAGUACGUUUUUCUAUGCUUCUUCCGUAGGAAGGUUAGUGCCUGAUAGUGCAAAAUAUGAACAUUCGUAUAAUAAAAUCUUAUUGUGUUUUGGACCAAUAAAAAAGAGCAACGCGGUAUAUUCGCGAAGACAGUACAAUGCUACAAAUAGAUAAGAGACAUCCCUCCCACUGAUGCAAAACAGUUGAUAUUGGCAGCUCUCGUCUCGAUUUGGGAUAACCUCUUGGUUAUAACAACCAACUACAGCUCUUGUCGCAUCUUCAGCGGACAAUUACCAAAACGUUUCGCAAGGAUGGCGUGUCUUUUGCUGAACCAGGAAAAUGUGCAUAUUAAGAUACCAUCGGCUGACACUGUCGACGGUAUCACUUAUUACUGCAUCGAGGUUAGGAUUGCUUCGAUCAAAUGGACUGUCAAGCACAGGUACAACGAUUUUGCGGAGCUUCACGAUAAACUUGUCUCAGAGAAUUACGUCAAGAAGGACAUAUUGCCACCAAAGAAGCUUAUCGGAAAUAAAUGCGAAGCUUUUGUAGAAAAGCGUAGACUGAACUUGGAGAUCUAUCUGAACGAAGUGUAUAACUAUUUAAAGAAAGCGAUGCCUAGAGAAUUAGCUGUAUUCCUGGAUAUGCAUAUAUACGAUAUAUUUUUCCUACUACAAAGUAUGGCUUUAGAGUUUUUUACAGAGGGUAAUAAUUUGUUACAAAAGUCCAAAAGUUACAAGUUUAAUCUAAUACAGUUGUAUGCGAUCAGCGAGAGAUUGAAACAACCCUGUCCACCGAUCGAAGUUGUUGACAGGAAAUAUGACUUCAGUCACGUUUUGGAUUUCAAUUCUCAUCUAACUGGUUUGAUCGUCGAAGGGAGCCCGGAACCUUAUAGAACCAGCAAUAUAUAUUCUUCCGCAUUGUCCAUCGAACUGUCAAGUUUCAAAAACAUAGAAGAUCUAACUAUCAAUCAGUAUCCAGUGGAUAAAAUAUACCACAUGGGCAACCUUCGAGACACGGUAACAUAUUUAAAAGUAAACAACACGAAGCUUAGAACUAUCGUGGAAUUGGCAAUGUGCGAGGAAGUGCACAAAAAUAUUGAAAAUGCGAAUGAUUCUCAUGUCUGGUUCAAAGUCACUCACCUAGAUCUCAGCGAUAAUCGAAUAGAAGUUAUAGACGAAGCGAUUAAAUUGUUGCCUCAAAUAGAAUGUUUAACUUUAAAUAAUAAUCUACUAUCUGAAAUUUCGAACGUCACUCUUUUACCGAGGUUGUCCCAAUUGUAUCUAGCGUCGAACAAUUUCACAACUCUACCAGACGAUCUGCAUACGAAACUCGGUUAUAUAGUGUACAUCGACUUGUCCCAGAACAAAUUAACCUCGUUAUCGAGCUUUUCGAAAUUGUAUUCGUUGGAGGGUUUAGACGUGAGUUGCAAUCGUAUCGAGAAGAUAGAAGAAGUAAAGAAUAUCGGGCAUCUACCUUGUUUGGAGAAUUUGAGAUUGACCGGAAAUCCAGUGUCGACGAUAGUCGACUACAGGGUGAAAGUGUUAGAACCGUUUGGCAAAAGGGCUGCAGAUAUUUGUUUAGACAAUGAAAAACCAAAUCAGAAAGAACUGGACACCGUUUCCGUUCAUCAAGCGUUACGCAUUGCGAGAGAAGGAAAAUCGCCAACGUUCACCGCAUCGGAUGCGCCUUUGUUCUCCGCGGAGAUUCCAAACAUAUGUAUAGGAUCCGGUAAAUUAUGAUUCCACUUGAAACGAUAAAUUCCCUUAAAGAACACUUUGAUAUGAAUUUUUAUAAUUGACCCAAAUUGUUUCUGAAACACAAAAGAACCUUUUCAUGCAUUUAGAUUUUGAUGAAGCGAAAGCUACCAAGGAUACCCAUAUACAUUUCCCCCCUGCCCUCCUCCCGUCCACCAAGUGAUACUACUGUGGGAAUGACAAUUUAAUUGAUUUAGAUGAAAAGGUUCCCUUGUAAGUGAAAUUAAUAUUCUAUUUAAAACGGCGAACAUCAGAACUAUAGUUCUUUUAUACGCUAUUUAUUAUCGAUCUAUCGCGUCGGUGCUUUAUAUUACCUUUUAACAUAUGACGAUAAUCUAAUCAGUAUAAUACGUGUACCAAAAUAAUAAUCUAUUAUUUAAUCUAUUAAGUCUUAGAUCGUAAGCCUUAGAUGUCUUUAUUCGAUCUAUCGAUCAAAUAAUACGGGGUAAUUAACCUGUUAGGUACGAUUAAAUUUUGUGCGGAUCGGUUUCUCUGUACAGCGGAGUUUGACGCGAAUCACGCGUAAACGAUACGUACGAUACGUAAAUUACAAGUUUUCUUAAAGAUAUGAUGUAUGUGCUUUAAUAAUUUACAUUAAUAAUUGAUAAUACAAUUGAGUGCGAUAUAUUUUAAAGCACGAUACGACACAUAGACCCACGUCACAAUUUUAAUACUCAUAGGGCAAUAGUGUUUAUCAAAUUGCUCUUCGUUUUCUAUUUUCAAGCGACAUAUUGAGCUCGAAAUCUAAAAUGACAUCCGCGAAAGCCACUAUAUAGUGGCGCAUCGUACCUAAGAGGUUAAAAAGAUAAACAGUCUGUCCGUUGGAGGAUAACGUGCCACUUAUCUUUGUAAAAGUGAAAUUUGCAAGAUUCUGCUGUGUAAAUAAUUAUUUUUAAAUUGUAUAUUGCGUGUUAUCGUCAUAUAUUUUUUAUACAAACUCGGAAUGCAAAAUAGGAAGAUCGGAUAAAUCGAUGAUUAGUAUUUAUUUAUAAUUUAUUGUAUCAGAGAAUUUGGUUUAUAUCAACGGAUAUGAUUAACGUAGCGAUUCUCAAACUCUAUUUAUACCUUGCGUAAUCAAUGUAAGUAAUUAGCAAUUUAGAAAUAAGAAAGAUUCAUUUUAGGAAUCGUUGUUUCUGCGAACAAUGAAUUAUUUUAAACGAUAUCAAUUAUUAUGUAUUCGUAAAUGCGUUAUUUAAAUUGGCCGUAUCAUACGCGUAUGAUACAAACGACGAUACGACUAUUUCUGAGAAAUUUCCGAUUGGAUACGAUCACCGCAGAUUUAUUAGCUGUUAUUCGUUGUUUAAACUUUUAAGCCGACGUUAUUUUGAAAGGUGUAACGUGUUCGAUGUAACAAUUUUAUAAUGGUUUAACACAAACUACCUACAUAUAUGUACAUAAGAAGAUUAAAUAUUUUGUUAAUAAAGAAUUCAAAAUCAAUAAACUGUGAUAAUUUGUUAGUAAAUUUUUUGUCAAUUUGUGAUUAACGAAUUAUAUCUUUUUGUUAGAAUUUUUACAACUCUAUACUACUUCUAUUCCGGAUGAUACAAGGAACUUGGAGAAACUAGUUACUCUCUUUUAAAGUUUAUUUUUAUUUAAACUUCCACAUAGUUCGCAUUACCUUUUAAACAUCAUACGUAUCUCGAUAGUAGUAAAAUAUUCAUAAAUAAUAAUAAUAAUAAUAAUAUUAUAAUAAUAAUAUAAUAAUAAUAAUAAUAAUAAUCAUUACAAUGCUUAACAUAGUUUAAGCAUUCUCGUGUUAUAGUCUUUUAACGUAGUACACCUAAAAACUAACACAUUUGUAAGUUAUCGUUUUACAGAUGAUCGAAGCUUUUCUUUCGAUAAACCUUGCGAUGUACAGUUUUCGAAAUUUCAAAAAUGUUUUUUUUUCCCUAAUUCGUGCCUCUCACGAAACACGAUCUAUCAACGAUUCGAUUAAAGGCAAUGCGCGUUUCCGAGAAAAAGUGUUACGUACUUCGUAAAAGAAAGUGUCAUAUCAAAGCGUCGAGAAAGUUGGUAGAUACCAAAAGGAAGAAUAACAACUUAUCAAAUAUCUUUGAUUUCCUACACGUUACACGACGCCUACGCGUCGCUUAUAUCUUAACAUUACAAUCGUUAAAUAUAUAUAUAAAUAUAUAUAUUUAUAUAUAAUAUAUGUAUUCUUCUUUUCGUUGAUCGUAACGAACUACGAUCUUCGAUGCUAAUUUUACCGAUCGAUUCCCAGCUGAUUGGAGUUACCAUCGAUCGAUAGCAAUCCUAUAAACACACGUGUGUGUAUAUCAAAGCGACAAAAAGCUGAUCAAAAAAGACACUGCAUAUCAAACACCUAUACAGUAAUUUUUUUUUUUUUUUUUUUUAUACAAAAUUAGGCGGUUCGUUUGAUGGACGUCGAACGUGCUCGUUACAUUCUACAGCCUCCGAAUAAAGGAUUCGUGUCUCAUCGACGUUCGAUUAUCUCGUUUUCUACGUAGCUCUUUCAAGUUACAGUCGGUCUUGGUCAAAUCGGAUAGCAACGUUUGAAGAAAUUCGCGAAAAGGGGCAAAAUUUUGGAUACUUUUCGUUAUUCGAUGUAAAACAGUUAAUUAGAACGAACGUUUUCGUUUUGUUUCCUCGAAGAGAGAUACGCUUUCUCGUGCCAUAUUCGAGACUCGAGUGAAAAACUAAGUUUCAAAAUUGCGCGUGUAAGUAAGCGUGUUUCGCUGCGAACCUUGCCUUCCCGCUAGUUCUCGUUUUAUACUCGUAAUUUAUCACACGUUUUGUCUCGAAAUUUAAAUACCGAAUAAUCUCGAUCGUUUUUCAAUCAGGAAACGAAGAAAAAUAAAAGAGGAGGGGGGG